AUGACACCAAAGAGAUCUCGCAAGAGAGUGAAGCCCAGCCCUGGCGAGGACUCACCGUCCCCCGCGUCUCCGAACAAUGCUGCCCGAGAUCGCUCGGGCUCCAAGUCUCAAGGGCCCGCCACCUGGUACCCUGGAAAUUGGUCGGCCAUCUCGCGGGUGUCCAAGGCGGCUCCAGUUACCGAGGUUGCCCGUGAGAGCAUAUCCGUCGCUCAAAACGUAGCCUCCAGCGUCGCGGGCACCUCCGCCUCUCUCCUCGAUACCUCCAAACAGAUACAUCCGUCUAUUCAACUGACCCGAAAGGCAGGGGCGUCAACUCGAUCACUGCCCGCCGAUGCGACUACGACCAGGGUCAACAUUGUGUCGGACGCAUCGGCCUCCACAACGGCUUUGGAUAAGCUUGAAGCUCCGGCAGCUACAGGAACGUCAACGCCCGACAAAGAGACUACUGAAGAAGAACCCUUAAAGCCCGUAGAGAAACCAGCAGAAGCACAAGAGCCCGUCUCUAAUAACGCUGGCACCGAUCCCAACACGUCACAAGCAGAUCAUACUGAGGCAUCUGGCGGGUGGUUUUCUUGGCUACACAGGGCAGGCAAUACCGAAAAGAGCGCUGGCCCGGAGUCUGCAGAGACGGCAGAAACACAGUCUGACCAGGACCAGACUACGAAGCAGACCGACACACAGCCAACCACUCAAGACUCGCCCGCGCCGGAGGACCAACAGGUACAACAGCCAGAUCAGGUUUCACUACAGGCCAAUACUAUAACCGAGACUGCUUCCACCGCCCAGAAGCGUUCUUGGCUGCAGAUGUGGUACGGAUCGGCCUCAUCGAGUAAGCAGGGAGAGCAGGCUACGGUGGAACCGAGCAAAGCCUCUCCGGCAGAGCCCCAAAUAUCGGUGAAUGAAGACGUGAAUAUGUCACCUAAAGAUCCGGAAGAAGAACAUGAAGAGGCAGCUGAUCCGCCAAAGCCUCCUGCUGAAAACACAAGAUCCUUUGGGUGGUCAUUCUGGUCUAAAGAUUCGAAAGACCCGUCUGUUCAGAAACCACAGCAUGUUGAAGGAGUCGAAGCGACAAUCGAUCAAAACUCCCCGCCACGGGAGACAUCGCUUGAGCCGGACCCGGAAACCAAUGUCAACAUUACCAAGAAAAGCAGUGUCAAUGUCAAGCCGCUCAAGGACAAGAGUGCUAAAGAUGGGUCUGUCUCUGCUAUGGAAGCAACCUCUGCAUCCGCACCACUUGCCGAGCCUCGACCAGCCGACGUCACUGCUUCAAAGCAACUACAGAAAAUCCUCCCCAACCAAGUGCUUCCACGCUUCGAAGACACGUAUAAUUUAGAAGAAUCGCCAACCAUUUUGCAAUCUCUUGGUCGAUUCCUUCAUUACACCAAAGGCCCGGAACACAAGCAUGUGUUGCGAGUCAAAGAACCUCCUCGUAUCAAGCGAGCCUUGGCCAUUGGCGUUCAUGGCUAUUUCCCCGCGCCUCUGAUCCGGAGCGUGUUGGGUCAGCCUACGGGUACAUCCAUUCGAUUUUCAAAUAUGGCCGCGGAGUCUAUUCGAAAAUAUACGGCUGAUCAUGGCUACUCUUGUGACAUUGAAAAGAUUGCAUUGGAAGGAGAAGGUCGCAUCUCCGAACGAGUGGACCUGCUAUGGAAGCUACUUCUCAACUGGAUGGAAGAGAUUCGAAAGGCUGAUUUUAUCAUGCUUGCUUGUCACAGUCAAGGCGUGCCAGUCUCAAUCAUGCUGGUUGCAAAGUUGAUAUCCUUUGGCUGCAUCAACGCCUCGCGUGUGGGCAUCUGUGCCAUGGCAGGUGUGAAUAUGGGCCCCUUCUCCGCAUAUCGAUCUAGAUGGAUCAGCGGAUCAGCUGGUGAGCUCUUUGAAUUUGAGCUACCUUUCAGCAAAGUCUCCAAAGACUACGAGGCUGCAUUGAAAUGUUGUCUUAACUUUGGUGUUCGCAUAUCAUAUGUUGGAAGUAUCGAUGAUCAAUUGGUCUCACUUGAGUCUGCCCUAUUCUCUCCAAUAUCCCACCCAUAUAUCUACCGGUCCGUUUUCGUAGACGGCAGAGUUCACGCUCCGAGCUUCCUCUCGCAUCUUGUUGGAUUCGCUCUCAAGCUUCGAAACCUUGGGGUCCAAGAUCAUGGGCUUAUUCGCGAACUCAGCAGUCCAUUGGCUGGCAGUCUCUACACCGGGGAGGGACAUUCCCGUCUGUACGAUGACGAAGCCGUGUACUACAUGGCCAUCCAAUUUGCCCAGGAAACCUCCACUGUCCCAGACGCCAGCCUACACAUCAAAAGGUCCGGCCCGGCCAUCCCCAACCCAUAUAUCCUGCCGUUCGCCAUGCGUGGCCUUUUGGAAGAAGAACAUGUGCGGCGCGAGCUACAAGAAGAAAUGAUGGAGCUCCUGCGCCAGUUCGAUGACUGGAAGCCGUCAAGCAAGGUCUUGAAGGAUGUCAAGUUCCGACUUGAGGGAAUCCGGUCAAAGCUAUAG
Molecule: messenger RNA, 2481 nt
Organism: Penicillium cinerascens
Lineage: Eukaryota; Fungi; Ascomycota; Eurotiomycetes; Eurotiales; Aspergillaceae
Exons: 5
Coding region: 1-2481 (826 amino acids)
Source: RefSeq, a predicted model, not a curated record